AGCAAGUCUGCUGCCUUUCUCACUGCUGAUACAGAUUAUACAGACGCUUGCCUUUUGAAAUGCCUUUUGUGAAACCUAUGUACACAGUCCUCCACUGUUACUGUACAUAACUAUAUAUUUGAGGAAGGAAUUUGACAAGUGAUUGUUAGAUCAAGAAAUCUUCGGACAAGCACUCACUUAUGUAUUGCUGUAGUGCACAAGAAAGCAAAAUGGACUAUAAGCGGCGCUUUUUGCUUGGCGGGUCCAAGCAAAAAGUGCAGCAACACCAGCAGUAUCAAAUGCCUGAGCUAGGCAGGACCCUGAGCGCACCGCUGGCAUCUACGACCCCAGCAUCCCCUUUGGUCUCCUCGGCUGCUGCGGGCAGCUGCAACCACCCUGUGUCCCACACUACUCCGAUCGCAGACAUCCAGCAGGGAAUCUCCAAAUAUCUGGAUGCACUCAACGUGUUUUGCCGUACGAGCACUUUCCUUACAGACCUUUUCAGCAGUGUAUUUAGGAACUCGCACUAUUCUAAGGCAGCUAUGCAACUGAAAGACGUGCAGGAACAUGUCAUGGAAGCAGCGAGUCGACUCACAGCAGCAAUAAAACCAGAAAUAGCAAAAAUGCUGAUGGAACUGAGUGCAGGAGCUGCAAACUUUAAAGAUCAAAAAGAGUUCAGCCUACAAGACAUUGAGGUACUUGGGCGAUGUUUCUUGACGGUGAUGCAGGUCCACUUUCAGUUCCUGUCCCAAGCUUUGCAGAAGGUCCAGCCAGUGGCACAUUCUUGCUUUGCUGAAGCUGUAGCUCAGGAGAGAAAGAACGUUAGUGGGGCUGGAGCCUCAAAUUUAAGCCCCACAAAUGAGCUAGAAGAUGCAGUAAGGUCAUGGAGAGGAGCAGCAGAGGCCACAUCUCGACUGCGAGAAAGAGGCUGUGACGGAUGUUUAGCAGGAAUUGAAGUUCAGCAACUUUUCUGCUCGCAGAGUGUGGCAAUUCCUGAACAUCAGCUCAAAGAGCUAAACGUGAAAAUUGACAGUGCUUUGCAGGCUUACAAAGUGGCUUUGGAGAGUUUAGGCCAUUGUGAAUAUGCAAUGAAGGCUGGCUUCCACUUGAACCCAAAAGCUAUUGAAGCAAGUCUUCAGGGCUGUUGCAGUGAAGCUGAAGCCCAGCAAACAGGAAGGAGACAGACUCCACCUCAGCCAAUUCAGUGUGAGCUGCCCACUGUACCUGUUCAGAUAGGAUCGCAUUUUCUGAAAGGAAUAUCCUUUAAUGAGUCUGCAGCAGAAAACCUGAAGCUGAAAACGCACACAAUGCUACAGUUGAUUAAGGAAGCUGGAUGCCAUAAUGGACUUACACCACGGGAUGACUCUCCUGUUACUGAAGUACUAAAUCAGGUUUGCCCUUCCACUUGGCGAGGAGCCUGCAAAACUGCUGUACAAUUGUUGUUUGGCCAAGCUGGGCUGGUGGUUGUGGACACAGCACAGAUUGAAAAUAAAGAAGCCUAUGCUCCUCAGAUAAGUUUAGAAGGAUCCAGAAUUGUGGUGCAAGUUCCAUCAACUUGGUGUCUGAAAGAAGAUCCAGCCACAAUGUCUUUGCUACAGAGGAGUUUGGAUCCAGAGAAGACUUUGGGACUAGUAGAUGUGCUCUAUACGGCUGUGUUUGACAUACACAGGUGGAAGGAAGGAAGGGAGCAAGCUUUGCCUUGUAUUCAGAUCCAGUUACAGCGUGAAAUCUCAGACUUUGGGAAUCAAGUUGACAUGCCAUCUGGAAAUGGAAGCAAAUCUUCAGGUGGUCUACAAAAGACAUUCUCAAAACUGACUUCACGGUUUACAAAAAAAACUUCCUGCACCAGUACAAGUAAUACUGGAAGUUAUUCAAUCCCCAAUACACCUUCCAAAAAUGUCUUCAUAAGUUCCAACUCCGAGGAGAAAGCUAAAAUGCCCACUAACAUAGACGCACGGUUACAAAGCAUUUUGAACAUUGGUAGUUUUCCUAGGACCACAGAUCCACUGCAGUCAAUUCAGAGCACAAAUAAUCAGCUAGUGAAUGGGUUUCUAGUUGAAAGAUGGGACAACUUCUUCAAACCGGAUGAUGGCAAGGAUGACAAAGGUAUGAAUUUACCAACUGACCAAGAAAUGCAGGAUGUUAUAGAUUUCUUGUCUGGUUUUAACAUGGGCAAAUCCCAGCAGACUUCUCCGAUGGUGAAAAGAAGGAACUCUGUUGCAUCCUCUACAGCAACAGAACAAAAAUCAGGAACAAUACAACAGCAGCCACAGUCUGUCUCUCACACGCCACUGCAUUCUUCUCAGCCAGGCUUGUCACAGCAGCAACAGUCACAAAAGCAGCAGCAGCAAAUGCAGUAUUACCAACACUUGCUUCAACCUAUUGGACCACAGCAACGUGUACCUGCCAAAUGGCUGACUAAUUCUUCACAGCAGCCAUCCCAAGCUGUUGGAGCUGGAUUGUCUCAUAUGAACCAGUGGAACAAUCCUGGUUUUUCAGAUUUAAGCUCUGAUUUGUACAGCUUGGGUCUUGUGAGCAGCUAUAUGGACAAUAUGAUGUCAGAGAUGUUAGGACAGAAACCACAAGGACCUAGAAACAACACAUGGCCAAAUCGUGACCAAACUGAUGGAGUGUUUGGGAUGUUGGGAGAAAUCUUGCCGUUUGACCCCGCAG
Molecule: messenger RNA, 2652 nt
Organism: Pterocles gutturalis (yellow-throated sandgrouse)
Lineage: Eukaryota; Metazoa; Chordata; Aves; Pterocliformes; Pteroclidae
Gene: GARRE1
Product: KIAA0355 ortholog
Exons: 9
Biological process (GO): Rac protein signal transduction
Molecular function (GO): CCR4-NOT complex binding
Source: RefSeq, a predicted model, not a curated record